CCUGCUGCCGACGUCGCUGACGCCGACUUAGCUCAGUCUCUACUCCCUGGCCCCUGCAACUCAGAGUGCGGGUAGACCGCGCCGAGUGAGGGUGUAGUGUUGAAACUGUGCAGCGCAUACCUGAGACAUCUUCGUCGUUCGUUGCCCUAGUUCGCGAAUUCUGUUGGCAAGUCGACAGUUUUCCUCAUGUUUCCGCUUCUCUAGAGUGCGGGAAGUGCCUGAACUGAUAAGACAAGUUUCUAAUCAGAGCCCCGAUGUCAACUGGAAACAGAAAACGAAGAGAAACUCGUUUUGGGACUGUUUCCACACCGAGCAUUGACCUGCACUGAACUCACGGAAUUCUACAUACGGAUCAUCGCUUGAGUCACGUGCUAUGAAAUCUGUGGAAACUCCAUUUAUAUCAUUCACAAGACUGUCUCGGUCGUCGACGUUGCUCGCUCAUAACCGCACUGGGUUGCGAAAACUACACCCAUCUUAUCCGGACAAAAAUAUCUGCAGGCUACAGGAGUCUCCGUGCUUUACAAGCUCCCGGAUAAAAUCGGCCAGGGGAUGCCCUAAGAAAAUGACGAUAAAUUCAUGCGAUAUGGAGUUGCUCGAGGGAGUCACGCACGAGCAGCGGGCGCAGUGCUCCACGAUGUCGAGCAAAGUUUGUCAGGAAACCAUGACAAAAUUUUGUCAGAGGACAAAGCCCAAAAUUUUCCGGAGGACGAAGACAGAAGGGUUGGCCUUCCUGUCGGUGGCUCUGCUGAUGGCGCUGAUGAUGUCAUUGGGAUUGUCGUCAGCGCAGGAGGAUGCAGACGUGGCGGAGCUGUCAGCCGCGUCAGACUUUAACGGCGUGCAGCUGCAGUGGAGGUACCCGCGCCGGGGGCGGGGCCCCAGUCUCUUCAAGAUCACCCACUGCGAGGACCAAGCUUGGGGACCUCAUCGCUGCCGGAAUAUUAUGCUAAACCCGAACGAAGUGACACAGACGCCACUUAGUGACGGAUCAGUGCAAUACUCGAGCAAAAUAUCACACCUGCGCAUGGCAACGAACUACACCAUCGAGGUGACACCUGUCGACCAGCACGACCAGAACCCUGAAGUUGGUGGACAGAGAGUACCGUCACCUAAAGGGCGUGCCAUACCUGACGAGGGCCACCGAGCUCAAGUCUUCGUUCAGACAAAAGGAUUUUCAGCUCGCGCGCUCAGCUGCCUCACCAACUCCACGCAGAUCCAAGUUGAGACUGGACCUCAUUUCGGCGGCAAGGUGCGUGGCGGCGCUGUUAACGUGAGUUUACCGGAAGACCCGGAAGCGUCUAAGGUGGUUCCGGUUGACCAAUCCGUAAACGAGGUGGACCCGUCCGAGCUGUUCGACUCGAGCGACAACCUCGUCAACCGCCGACUGGGGGCGAGGAGGUCUGGCAAGGCACUCAAACUUGAACAGGACGCGGCACCAGAGACUGGUCCAAGGAUGUGGACACAGCUGGUGCUGAUGCUGGUUAUGGUGGUGGGGGCGGUGGUGGGACUGAGCUGCGCCUUCUGGCACUUCGGGAAGCACGCGGGCUUCACGGCCUGGAAGAAAAACGCCGGCCCUGAUAUCGAGACAUUAUCUCCAACGACUGAGGACUUGGAGAACAUAGAGCGAGCUUCAAGCGCCGAAAAUUCUUCAGAAAAUUCGGGGACAUCGGCAGCGCCUCCUUCAAGUGGCAUGCAAAACUCACCCCUAGAAGACGACGAGUUUCGUCUGGACCAACUAACCUCUGCAGACUUUACAGCCGUAAACCCAAGCAUGCAGCACACCUCUACAGACUUAACAGCUGUAAACUGCAGACCGAACGCACACUCUUCUGACCCACAAUCUUCACUGUUGAACUCUACGAUCUCGGAGGGUGAUGAAUCGUUAGGAUUCAACUCGUUGAUGGGUAAGAUCUGCGCGUCUGGCGUGGUCUCGCCCAGCGUUGACGCCAUGUUGAAAAACUCGGAAAAGGUUGACGCUGAAUUGCAAUCCUGCGCAGAACUGCAGUGGGAGAAAUUCGAUGAGAAUCAUGGAGAAGAUGAGGCCCCGAUUCUCGUAUGAAUAUCAUAUUUACUUUGAAAAAGUUUUAUUUCUCUGUAAGGAGGAUUACUAAUAGUUAUUUGCAAUUUUAUUCUUUAUACGAAAUAGCUGUUUGAUAUAAUUGAGAUAAGACUUUUUCCUUUCAAACAUCAAAGAAAAAAUAGUUCCUUUUUAUAAUAUAUUAUUUUAAUUACCGCCUUGCAGUUGAAAGCACAUGUUAUCCGUUCAUGGGAAAUUUAUUUCGAAAUGUAAAAAAAAAUGUGGAACUGGAAGCUUACGUAACGUUACGAUAUUCGUUAUUUCUUGAUAACAAUGAUUGCAAUUUCUGGUUUCAGGCCUAAAUUAACAAGAGAAAUGUUUUUUUUAAACUCUUGGUAUGGAAAUUGUGACCGCAAUCAAUUAAUUAUCAACGUAACUUCAACUAGAGCGCUUGAAUUAAAAAAAAUUGUCUUGGUUUAUCAUGAAGCUUUUAUACCAGGCGACUAUUUUAGGCAGGAAUGUGGGAGAGGCAUGGCAAGGGAUAUGAUCCGUUAUUUUACGUUAAAAUCUAAAUCAAUUGAAUUAGUUUUUCAAUUUUCUAAUGAGGUACCUACGUCUUUAGACAGUAAUAAAGAUCUUCAUAGAAUUCUAGUAUUUGGCAUUCCUAAUAUUAUUUAAUAUUAGUUAAUAUCAUUCGCCUUACAUUUCCAUCGUUAUAAUUUUAAUUUAGGAAUUCUUGAUCUAAACACUGUACCGAAACUUAUAUUAAUAGAUAUUUCCUGCCUAUAUGUUAUUCAAUAAUUCAAUAAUUAUUAAACUGCUUAUAUAAUUGUUCUAUUACCAAAUGUUGUUUUGGAAUUAUUUUUACUUCUUUGUUUUGUAUCUGGAAAACAGUUCGGAAACGAAUUUUCCACGUAAACUUUUUGAUUGGAGUUAUUUAUGUGUUUGCUGAACUAUUUGUGUCACACAUGUAAUUCGCCAUGCUUUAAUACUCUAUUUUUUCCAUGUCAAGUUUAAUAAAUAUACUAUAAUACUUUUCACAAACUUCA
Molecule: messenger RNA, 3063 nt
Organism: Hyalella azteca
Lineage: Eukaryota; Metazoa; Arthropoda; Malacostraca; Amphipoda; Hyalellidae
Exons: 8
Coding region: 374-2056 (560 amino acids)
Source: RefSeq, a predicted model, not a curated record